This is a messenger RNA of Pseudocercospora fijiensis CIRAD86, 1452 nucleotides long. RefSeq lists its product as uncharacterized. Bases 1 to 1452 code for a protein of 483 amino acids. The transcript has 2 exons. Lineage: Eukaryota; Fungi; Ascomycota; Dothideomycetes; Mycosphaerellales; Mycosphaerellaceae. The record is from RefSeq and is a predicted model, not a curated record.
AUGCCCCCUCCCCGCCGCCAAAACAAAGACCACCUCCUCUCCACCCUCCCACCCCCCUUCUCCGACAAUGAUGCUAACGGGAACCUGCGCCCAAAAAUCAAAUCCCGCCUCCCCACCUCCCCUCUCCUAGUAAUCCUCGACGACGACCCCACCGGAACCCAAACAUGUCACGACAUCCAAGUCCUCAUGACCUGGGAAAUCUCCACAUUAAAAGCCUCCUUCGCCUCCUCAACCACCUCCGCAACCGGAGGGUUUUUCAUUUUAACGAAUUCUCGAGCUUUACAUGCCCCUCAAGCUCGCUCACUGCUCCACGAGAUUUGUCAAAAUUUGAAAAUCGCGGGACGGGAGACUGGGGAAAAGUUCGAAAUUGUGUUGCGAUCGGAUUCGACGUUGAGGGGACAUUUUCCUUUGGAAGCGGAUGUUGUAUCUGAAAUCUUGGGGGAAGCGGAUCUGUGGAUUCUCGCACCGUUCUUUUUGCAAGGGGGGAGGUAUACGAUCUCUGAUGUGCAUUAUGUUGAGGAGGAAGGGGUUUUGGUGCCGGCGGGCGAGACGCAGUUUGCGAGGGAUGCGACGUUUGGGUAUCAAGAGAGUAAUUUGAGGGAUUGGGUUGUGGAGAAGAGUGGGGGGAGGAUUUUGAGGGAGAGGGUUGUGAGUUUGGGGUUGGAGGAUGUGAGGGUUGGAGGGCCGGAGAGGGUGAGGGAGUUGGUGAUGGGGUUUGAGAAGGGGAGUGUUGUGGUUGUCAAUGCGGCGAGUGAGAGUGAUAUGGAUGUUGUUGUUUUGGGGAUUUUGGAUGGUAAGUGGAUUUCUAGGAAGUUUCUGUAUCGCAGCGGCGCGGCUUUGGUUUCUGCUAAGUUGGGUAUUGCUCCAAUUCCACCGAAAACUGCCGAGCAGCUGCAUCUCGAUCCCAAGGUUGGCGGCUUGAUCAUUGCGGGAAGCUAUGUGCCCAAGACGACUGCUCAAUUGGAGGUGCUCCGAGAGAAGAGCGGUUCGAGGCUGACGACGAUUGAGCUGCAAGUGGAUCAGCUACUUGAGUCCGAGAUGAGCGCGGAUCUUAUCAUCCAACAAGCGCAGGAGGAAGCUGCACGUGAGAUCGAAAGGGGCCAAGACGUGCUCGUCAUGACCAGUCGGAAGCUCGUGACAGGUGCGGAUGCUACAGAGAGCCUGAACAUUGGUUCAGCAGUCGCCCGAGCGCUUGUGCAUUUCUUGAGCGGCUUGACAUCGAGACCAAGAUAUGUGAUUGCCAAGGGUGGCAUCACGUCGUCAGAUAUGGCGUCGAAAGCACUAGGCAUGAAGAUCGCCACUGUCGUGGGUCAAGCGGCUCCAGGUGUGCCAUUGUGGGAGUGCCUGGAAGAGUCGUCGAAAUGGAGCGGCAUUCCUUACGUCGUGUUUCCAGGUAAUGUGGGGUCGAAUGAUACCGUAUUCCAGGUAGUUGAUGGUUGGAGAGGACGAUAA